Molecule: messenger RNA, 1640 nt
Organism: Apis florea (little honeybee)
Lineage: Eukaryota; Metazoa; Arthropoda; Insecta; Hymenoptera; Apidae
Source: RefSeq, a predicted model, not a curated record
GCGAUCGGCACUACUAUUUCCAAGAAAAAGCCGGCGUCAAGACUUAAUCUUAUUAGAACGCGUGCAAGUCACCGCAAGGGGAUCUUAUUGGCCGAGAGGAGAAGACGGCGAAGACGCCCACAACGUGCACGCUUAUAUAGUACUCUGCGGUGUUCAUUCAUAGUUCCACUCCAGUCUAGUCAUUCAUUAAUCCGAUACGGCGAGAGUGUCCUUACAGAGCGUGCGCUGAUCACGACUCUCGAUCGUUCGAGUGACCCCCUUCGAGUUCGCACGCCCGUGCCUAUAUCCGUGUGUGUGUGUGUGUGUGUGGGUGUGACACGUCCUACGAUAUACUCGUGAAAUCGAGAAGUACCUCGAAGCAGGCAGCUCGUCGACAAGGUGGAUCAAACAUCGAACACGGAGAAUGCGAAUAGAUCCGGUGGGACAGACGAUUACCUUCGCGUUCCUCGCAUCGUUGCUGAGUUCAGGCCUGGACACGGUUUCGAGCGCACCCGCUUACGGCCCCCGCACCGCCGUAUCCAACGCGAACAACAUGGACCGCUGGUUGCAACCGUGCGGCAACCCGGUCGCGAUGCAGUUCAAGAAGAUGCCACAGAGACACAGCGUGCACAGAACGUUGAAAAGGGUGCGGACGCAGCUCCGCGUCGCCCAGAACCACUUCAGAAAGCACCUGGACGAUGUGCACGAGAUAUACUCGAAGGUGUACUCGUUGAAGGGGCAAUACAGAAUGCCUUGGCUCCCGGAGAAGGAGUUCGAGUGGUAUUUCAGGGAGGUUUGGUGUCGAAAAGGGAAGAAAGCUGACCGCGCGCUUCCGCAUCUUUACGAUUCGCUGCAAAGGUUCGCCAUCACGUUCCAUCAUCUCAGAACUUUCCGUCUGAAAUCUAACAUCAACGUUGACCUCACGAUGGACAGGAGAAACGAGAUUAUCAAUCAAAUGCACAAUGAGAUUCUCAGGGUGUUGUGCGAAGUGGAGACCGCAAUUCUAAACUUAGGGUUACAAGUGCCGGCAGCGCAUACGGCAAAAAUAGUGACGGAAAGUUCAAAUUGGGCAAAGGAGGCCGACUUGACUUCGAUGUUGAUCCAAGAUUGGGGCGUGAUAAGAUUAUAUCAGGCGUUUCUGAAAGCUUGGACGAAAGCCUUCCGUGACGCGACCGCGCUUGGACCAGGGACUUGCGAUCCUAAUAGGCCGAAUCCAGGAGCUAAGAACAUUAACAAAGGAUCUGGGCCAAAGGGUAAAAGGAUAUCGAAGAUUAAGAAGCAAAAAAGGCCAGUUAGAAAGCAUUCAGAGGGCGGUGGCCAGAAUAGUUCCUUGCCUCAGGGACCAAAAAAGAGUAUUCAGAGGAACAGACUGCUGAAAAACAAACAAAAGAAGCUCCCGGGAAUGUGAUGAAAUUCACCUCAUAAGGUUUCUUCUCUUUUUUACCGGAUCUACUGAUUAUUUUAAAGGGACGGUUAACAGGCAACUUCUUCAUUUUGCGUGUAAAACUCCUCUUUCUCUCUCUCUCUCUGUCUUCCUUUUUCUUCUCUCUUUAUUAUUACGACUGGAAUAUCUUUGUCGCGUUUCACUUUUCAUAUCAUCAUAUUAUAUUAUUAAUUUAAAAAAAAAAAACAUUUAACGAUAUCUAAUGUGUUAAUAUUAA